CGGGGCUCAUGUGCAGAGCCAAGAUACAGAGGGAAGUGGAGGGGGAGACAGGGGAGAGAUAGAGCUGGUUCAUUUGCAGCUCGUCCCUGUAGACUGUGGAAGGGAUUAUACUCUCAGAGAGAGAGAGAUGGAGAGAGGGAGAGAGAGAGAGAGAGAGAAGAGAGCUCAGACUUGUGAGAACCCUGCCUCCAAUCUUCUAUACUGCACUGUGCACUCACACUCUCCCCAUCUCCUCAACCGCACUCACUCCUUCCUUCCUUUCUCCUCCCUCCCUCGCACACCACACUCACACACACACACACAAACCUACACACACAUACACACACACACCAGUGCCAUGUAGAGUCUCGGGCCAGAGGGUGACACCUACCUGCACAGGAUCAUAAGCCAGGUCGAGAGAAGCGAAAGGGUCCCAUGAUCUCUGCCAGCGAUGCCGAGUUCCCACGGGACUACCACACCCUGGCCGCCGGUGGCGCCCGCGGGGCCCGGCGGUUCCCCGACAACUCCAACGGGGGGUUCACGUCCUCCUCGCUGGACCGCCGCCACAACUCUGUGGCCGCCAAGAGCCUGGAGGCCCUGAACAGCAUACACAAGGCGGACAUCGAGCGGCAGCGGGAUGCUCUCGUGGACCUCCAGAAAAACAAGUACUCCAACAACAGCCCCGGCAACAUGUCACAGGGCGCCGCCGCCGCUGCUGCCGCCGCCGCCGCCGCUGCUGGACGACAGCAACAGCCCAACUACUGGAGUUUCAAGACUCGAACGCCACGCGUGACGCGACUCAGCCCGACAAAGCCGGCGCUAGCAGACCAGGCCAACAGGGUAUCCUUCGCAUCAGCUGAGAAUCUGGAAACCAUGUCAGAGCCUGAUAUUCCCAUCGGCUUCAACCGAAUGAAUCGGCUUCGCCAGAGCCUGCCGCUGGCCCGCUCGUCCAGCCAGGCCAAGCUGCGGGCACCAGGGAUCUUGUUCCUCCAGCUUGGGGAGGAGACCCGCCGAGUGCACCUGACCCACGAGCUGACCAGCCUGGACACUCUGAGGGCCCUCAUCGUGCACAUGUUCCCUCAGAGGCUCACCAUGGCCAUGCUUAGGUCUCCCAGCACGGCUCUGCUGAUCAAAGAUCAGACCCGUAACAUCUUCUAUGAGCUGGAGGACCCGCGGGACGUCCAGGACCGCUGCGUAAUUAAGAUCUACUGCAAAGAGCCCAUAUACGGCACCUACCCCGGACACCACAGCGCACACAUGGCAAACGGAGAUCUGCGGAGAGAAAUGGUGUACGCACCUCAGGACUCUCCGCCCAACCGCCGCCUCAGCAACCCGCCCAUGUCUUCCCAGCAUUCCUCCUCCUCUGCCUCACCUCCCCAAGGCUCCCCCUCCCGUGCCCGCCUCCUCUACAGCAGCGGCAGGCCUUCGUCCUACGGCGGGCCGCAGCACAACACCCACUCCCUGCCACACCCACACCAACACUCACAGUCCCACCACUCCUCUCCUCACCAGCAGCCGCAGCUCCACCAGCCCCACCAGCCCCACCACACCCAGGCGGCCUUCUGUGCCUCCUCCAGCGCCAUCCUGGAGCGCCGGGAUGUGAAGCCCGACGAUGAAGUGGGCGGGUCGAGGAGUAUGGUGCUGCUGAGGGGGGAUGAACGCGGCGGUGGCGGGAUUUACGCGGACCCUUACUCUCUGGGCCCAGAGUCAAGUCGUCUGAGUCUCGCAGGAGGACCUCACUCCCCUCUCCCGGCCAGAGCCGACCCGUACGGCUCCUUAUACCGUCGCGGAGGAGGAGGAGGUGGAGGUGGAGGAGCUGGAUCAGUGCGCUCCCUCACUUCCUAUUCAGCAGCUGCUUUACAAGGGGAGCUCAUGGAAAGUGGCGCCCUCUACAGGCCAGGGGGUCCACUAUACAACGAUGCUUAUGCUGCAUCUGUGUUGGCCAUGGGGUUGCGGGUGCCACCACCUUCCUCCCCACAGAAGAUACCAGACGUGAGGGAUUCUUAUGCAGGCACCUUACCCGGACGUGGCUCCCCCGGCAGGCAGAAUUUGCGGAGGGACUCUGUGACUUCCUCCGUGUUUGGAGACAGUCCUAAGGCUCGGGGCCCGGGUCCAGGGAUGGGUUUCACCUCAGAGCAGCUCUGUUUGAUGGCCGGUCCUGGAGGGGAGGGCUCACCUCUGCUGGGGAAUGAGACAGAGACCAGGGAGCGUAUGGAGGCAAUGGAGAAGCAGAUAGCCAGCCUGACAGGACUUCUGCAGAGAGUCUUGAGCAGAGCGCCCGAGGCAGAAAGCCCGGAGAAGAUUGAGACAGCCAGUGACUGCUCAGGAACUGACACUGGACGAACUAAAAAAAAGAAAGCUUUGACACCUUCUGCUCCCUUGGCCCUAAUGCCACCUCCGCCCUCGGGGGCCAACCAGCCUGUGAUGGUGUCCCGUCUCCAGAUGCAACUCCAUCUGCAGGGCCUGCAGCAGAAUACCAACGCGCUGCGCAAGCAGCUGUCGCAGCUGCGCAACACGCAGCUGGAGAACCAGGACUCCGUCCUGUCCCUGCUGAGGCAGACCGAGUCGGAGCUGAGCCUCAUGAUGCUCGACGCCACGCGCACCCAGGAGGACCCGCUCCAGAGGCAGCGCCUCCUAGUGGAGGAGGAGAGACUCAAGUACCUCAACCAGGAGGAGCUGCUCAUCCAGCAGCUGCAUGACCUGGAGAAAUCGGUGGAGGAGCUGCAGAGGAACUCGUCCGUCAACCACGGCCUGGUGACGGAGCAGGACGUGGAGCAGAAGAGCAAAGAACUGAGGAUGUUGGGAGAGACGCUGACCGAGCUCAAAAACCAGUUCCCCAGCCUGCAGAGUAAGAUGCGAGUGGUGCUGAGGGUGGAGGUGGAAGCGGUGAAGUUCCUGAAAGAGGAGCCUCAUCGCCUGGACGCCCUGCUGAAGCGCUGCAACACCAUGACCGAAUCGCUCAGCAUGCUGCGCAGUGUUUUGUAUCCCUCCUAUAUGUACAGACAAGUCACAGAGGGCAUGUGGAAAGGCCCUGAAGAUCUUUCCAGCCAAACACAGAGGAAAGCGGAGGACGCGACUCGCAGCUCGGAGCUGGACAUCCUGAACAGUCCUCCCCUCAGCCUCUCUGACCUGAGCACCAGCGCCGGCCUGGCCAACUGGAUGCCCGUGUCCAGCGGCAAUGCAGACGCCACGGGCCCCGAGCAGGACAUCCAACCUUCACUGAUCUUCAGAAACCGGGUCCUCGAUGAGCUGCCAAGUCGGCGUCCUGCUGAUAAGUCUGUGUCAGCUGAAGUCAGACUGGCGGCAGAGCGUGACUGGGAGGAGAAGCGUGCCAGCUUGACCCAGUUUAGCGCCCAGGACAUCAAUCGCCUGCUGGAAGAGACCCAGGCCGAGCUCAUGAAGGCCAUCCCGGACCUCGACUUUGCUGCCAAGCACAUCAACAAGCCCGCAGUGCCCCCCAAGCCCCAGAUCACCAUCCCGGUAGCUUCCACCACAGCCGCCACUCCUGCAGUCAGUACCACUAAUAGCACCGGGACCACGGCCACCACAACCUCAACCCCCACACCCAGCGGGGACCAGCAGCCUGGCAAAGUGCAGCUGGCGGCGCAGAAGCUCAACAGCAUGGAGGGGGGCGGCUCACAGCGAGGGUCAGUCGACCUCAGUGUGACCAGGUACCGCACAGAGAAACCGUCCAAGUCCCCACCACCGCCUCCGCCGCGGCGAAGCUUCCCGUCGGCACACGGCCUCACCACCAACCGCACUGGAGAAGUCAUCGUCACCACCAAGAAUUUGAAGAUGGAGGAAGAUGUUGAAAUACCCAAGACACUUGUGAAGCUGAGGCGGACUCCCUGUGACACACCGCGUCCUGCCUCGACACCACCUGUGAUCGCCGCGUCUGCGAUUCAGGACGAGGACGAGGAGGAGAAGAUCAUCGCCGAGCUGGAGGUGUUUCAGAGAAUGCCUGUAAAAGAGUGUAACAGUAAACCAUACAGCAUCCCACCAAAGACCAUCCCCACCUCUCCCCACACCAGAAAGAAUAGUAGUAACUCUCCAGGUCCAACGAAGGGUCCCACCGUCGCGGCCCGCCUCAAACACCUUCAGCAAGGCAGCCUGGAGAGGCCCAAGACCCGCAAGCAGAAAGAGGAUUUCCCCAAAGUCCAGGGCCAGCAGCAGGUAUUCCACUUCUAAAACCUCCAACCGCUGACUGCUCCGCCUGCCUCUCCUCUCUGCUGUCACUUCAAAAAGGACGUUUUCUCCCCCCCCUGCAACUUCUGCGAGAUAAAGAAAAACUGUAUAGGCCCCACCAGCAGACAAUAUGAGAUCACACAAAAAAACCUUGUCUGCAGAAACCUCGAUUUCUACCACGUCUUGAUGUGUGUUUUGACAUUUGAGUUAUUGGACGAGCUCAAGUUUGUUCUUUUGUUUUUGUUCUAAGAGUGUGUCGCUGUUUUCUUUUAGGUUCUUUUUUUCCGGUGCUUGUGACAGAUUAAAGUAGCUUUAUUAUCGACUCGGACACGUCGUUACCUCCAUGUUGUAACUAACUCUUAACGAUGCCACGGAGCGAUUUCAUCCCUCGAGGUCAAACGUGACGAUAACAGAAUUUCACCGUGAUCCAAACAUGUAUUCUUGUUUUCCUCCUCUCCCGUUAUCUCUCACUCUGUUCUUCCAGUAACGACCACAUGCUGCUCUUUCUUUCUUUUUCUUCGUGUGUGUGAGUGAGUGAGUGCGUCAUCUAUCCUUUAAACCUGAAGGUUAAAGAGCAGAAAUGGCCGGCGGCGGGAUUUAUGCAAAGUGAUGAGAGGGAAAGCACAAGGUGCAAAGUUACCUCGAAAAGCUGCUUCUGGAGCUUUGUUAACGACUGAGUGAGGCAGUAGUAAGCACAGAGAAGACGCGAGGUAACGCUUUACAUUACAUGGUCAUAGUAUGCUCAUUUAUUUGUUAUUCAGGUCAUUUUAAUGUAUAAUUGCUCAUGAAAACCAAGCAAUAACUCUGUGAUUAAUACAAAAAAUAACAUGGUUUUUCCAUAAAGUUAUUACAAAAAUAGGAUGACCGUAUUGUUCCUAUACGGUAUUUCAAAGCUGUAAAGCUUAACGCACACGGAAAACCAGUUUGUAUUAAUCUAAAUGAUCCACGACUUAAAUGAACUUGGCGAAGGCCUCUGCCUCAUUAUGCACCAGUGCGGUGCAAAGUGCGUUUAAUGCACAUGCUCAUUACUCCAGAUUAAGAGGCUGCUGUUAAUUCAGUGGAGUAGAAGGUGAAACGUAGAGCUUUUGGCCGACGAACUCUGAAGCAUAAAUGGCUUAAAUGUGAGGCUCCGGUCGUCUUAUCUGCUCCUGCAGACUCUCCCCGACCUGUGGAGCUGCCCUGGCACGUUCCUGCCUGACCGCAGUUGCUAGAAUAAGAAAAGAAAAAAAUACUUUGAAAGAGAAAGUUCAUCAUUUCCUCAAUAACGAGUAGUUCGAUUUUUCCCCGUCUACAUCCUCUCCUCCUGGACCGUCACAUGUUCAAAUACACAUGUCUCAGAGAAGACAGCGUCUGUGACUGAGUGUCCUUCCUUCCCUUCACAAGGAGAGGACAGCGAUUAGUAUUCAGGAGUGGACAAGUGUCACGUCAGCCUUUUUUUUUUUGCACCUAAUUUCCUUUAUUGCCUUUUUAAUAAUUCAUCAUCUUAGGAGUGGAAAAGCGGUUGGAUGUAUAUUUGUUUAUUUUUUGCUAUUGAGGAGUGAUAGAAUGAGUGUCUGGAGACAAUGUGACUGAAAAUGGUGCUAUUAUGAAACAAAACAACACCUUUUCUUCCAUGUCCUUACACGAUACAGUGAAGCCUUGGAAUGAUAAUUAUCUGACAUCUUAUUUAAUUCAUCUUCUUUUGCAAUUAUCCUUCCUGUUGUGGGCUCAUGAGCAACUUUACUUUUUAAAAUAAUCAACAUGUCGUGUGUGUGUGCGCGUGUGUCAAGACACCUUUUCUUUCUUUGGUGGGAAAGUUGUUGCUUUGCUGUUCGAUACUAAGUCGAUAAAGCUUAAAAUAACUUCUGUGAGUAUAAAAGGCUCUGUUGGUUCUUUUGUGCACCGCUGACAACCGUCCGUGUGCGUCUAUCUAAGAUCUCUAGGUCAGUCACGCUGUUUGCAGUCAAACCUGCAAAAACGGACGACGCCAGCGGAUCGAAGCUUCUCGCCAAACACGGAAAAAAGAAUUUAGAGGACAAACUUAUUGAAAUACAUUUCUCUGUUAGUAGAUUUUGAUUUUUGUCUCUUUUUUUUUUCUUUCCCCCUCCCUUUCAUUGCUUCUUGUUUCCUUUUAUUUAUUUAUUUAUUUAUUGUGGUGCUUACUUUUUUUGUCAAAUUUUCUUAAAUCUGUUGUUCUGCCUUCUCUGCUUUUUCGGGGACAGCGCUGAGCUUUUGCUGCUUCUUUUGUGUGACUUGCUUCUGUGGCACACACACGCCCACAUGCCGUCAGUUUUUUCUCUCACAUCAUUUUAAUCUUUGCACUGGCCUUGUGUUGUUUCUCUCUGCUGCUGCUGCUGCUGCUGCUGCUGCUGCUUUGCUUCCUUCAUCCUCUGUCUGCUUCUCAGGUCUCAGCCGGACUAAUUACCCGAGGAGUGAGUGCUCGGAUCAUUUGGACUUCUAGCUCAGACCCUGAAGGCGUGAUAUGUUUGGCAUUGAUCGAUUUAUCCCACUGUGUCCUUUAAAGCCACAUCCGUAGUUUAUGUAUAUAGAAAAUGGAUGAAGUUAUCUGGUUAGAAAAUUGAAGCCAAAUAGGAUGGAAGUAGGAUUAGCCACCAGGGGGCGACUCCAAAAAAAGAAUUUAAAGCAGGGGUCUCAAACUCAAAUGACCUUUGAGGGAAUGAGUAUGUAGUUUUUGGGAAACAGCAGGGGCAAUCUCAUUCACAGUAUUUCAAAAUAAAAGUAUAUGUGUUGAUGUGGACUGAUAUAUAAACUUUAUGGGAUUAGCACUGGAUUAGCUCAGUGGGUCUGUGGGUUGAGCAGCAGAUUUGAAACACUUGCCAAAUCUUCUCUGCUAAUGCCAAACAGCUUAUUCUGCUAUUGACUCUCGUUUAUUGGAUUUAUUGGGUGAUAGAAGUGUGAAGAAACAAGACAUUAUUGGCAAUUUAUUUAUAUUUGCUAAAAUAGGGGCCACAGUAGCAUGUGGACGACGACAUACUCAACUCUGCUGCUCGUCCCACGAAUGCCUUUUCCUGACAAAUGUGACAUCAAAUUAAAAACAGACGAUCUUUCUCCAACCGUAUAAGAAACCUUGUUUCAACAAAGAAAUCAUCAACCAAACAUACAUUUUCUUACUUUUUGUGCUAAGUGUAGUUCACAAUAAACACAUUUUUAUGAUGCAAAAUUCAAAUACUAAAAUAAGAAAGACAACUUGAUUGGAGGGCCGCAUAUGGCCCUCGAGCCCCAAGUUUGAGACCUCUGGUUUUAAGUGAAAAUGAGCUUCUAGCACAUGAUGUCAGUUUUGUGAAUGAUUUUCCCAUUUAGUUGAACAUGAGAUGAUAAAGCACAGAACAUAAUGAGUGGCAGGUGAUGUCUGUGAAUGUUUGGCUUCAAAAACCGACAUGGCGUCUUCACAAAGGGGGAGUUUGUUUUGCAACCGGGAGACUUCAUCCAUUGUUAUAUACAGUACUAUACAGUCUAUGCCCAACAGUGCACCAAUAAUUGGUCGACGUGGCAAAAGGGUCCGUAGAUUUGUACCUGUGCUGUGUUGGCUCUGGACUUUUAUUUCACCUCUAACUUUCAUUCAUCAUAAUCUAACAAAUCAGUAUAAUAUCUGUGUCCCAGUUCCACUCUAUAAACUUCAGAGAGUCAGUAUGCAAACGUGUUAUGCAACGAUAACCAUAGAUAAAAAGAUGCUCUGCCGAUGUAAUAUUGUUGUUAUUAUUAUGCUUGGAAAAAUUGCCAAAAUCCUUCUUUUCAGAUUCUCCCCGUCCUGAUAAAUUCUCACGUCAAUCUGAGAGGCUUUGUUGAAAAUGUGACAAACUGUUUAGUCUAGUUUGUUUGUUUAUUUAUUUAUUUUUCCUGUAUGUACACUGUUUGUAUGAAGUGUAUUUCCAGUUUGUUUUGUGAAUAUCAGUUCAUCCAAACUGCUUUGUUGUAAAAGCUCGAGUCACCACUCUGGGUGUGCCAUGUUAUGAGAUGAAUUCCGGGGGUGAAAUAUUAAACCUGUGGCAUGGAACAUAUCUAAAAUGACAAGAGGAGGGGGGAACUCCUGUCACAGGCUCCUGUGCUGUUUGACAGUUUUCCGCCCAAGGGAAAUACUAAAUUUGACACAUUGAGUGUGCGUGUUUGUGUGUUCGCAUCACUGGCAGAUAUGAAAAUUACCGGGGAGAUGUUUCAGUAUACGGUUCAUAUAUUUAUGGAAUGUAUUAGUCGUCUCAGAAAAAAAACAAAAACAAAGCAGCAAAAAUAAAAAAAGUGCAGUUCCAGUAUAACCCAAAAAUGGCUUCACAGAUAUAAUAUUGUAUGUAUAUUCUACGACCAUGUAGUUUUAUUUUGAAGAGAUUGCUUUAUUAACAUGUAUAAAAGAAAAAUAAUGUCAUCUAUGUUUUAUAUAAUCAAGCUUUUUUUGUAUUUUUAUACUUGAAGAGGAUUCAUUCAGACGCAUGUGACACAUUUAUUCUGUACUGUAAAUUGUUAUUAUUAUUUUUAUUUUUUUAUUUUCUGCGCACCAUGACUACAUUCUGUUGUAGAGAUUGCGGAGACAAAGUUGGCAGUUGCAGAGUUGUGAAGGACUGAGCAGUAAAUAUUACAUUUAUAUAUAUACAUAUAUAUUCAAUAAAAAAAAAGCACAUAACCUCCUUCCUCUAAAAAGAUCACCUCACUGACAGGUCGCCCCGUUCUUUUUGCUGUUCUCCUCUAUUAUAACCGAUAGUAUAUACGUACACAACACAGAUUAUUAAAGUUAAACUAUAUCGAUGGUUUCUUGAUGAAUGUGUGAUUGUUCAAACCAUGUGGCUGUUCAAAUCAUGUAUAUACAGCAAAUACUAUAUACAUACAUAUAUAUAUGUAUAUGUAUAUGUAUAUAUAUAUAUACACACACAUAUAUAUACCAGAGUCAAAUUUUAUGUGAAUCUGUUUUUUUAGACCGGGGAUUUCAAAACAAAAAAACAGAAAAGUAAAAAAAAAAGAAAAGGAAAAAUCCAAAAUGGCAUGCAUACUGUAUACAUUCCUGGAAAUCUGCACGCUGGGUCAACAGAGGUCUCAUUUUCCUGUCAAUAAUUCUGUGUAUACCUGUGAGCGUAUGAUAGACCGUAAACAACAAUUGUACAGUAACAUAGAUUUCUUUUUUUUUUGUAUUAUGUGAAAAAUUAAAUGAAAUGAAAAAAUUCCCCCAAAAUAAUAAUGCAAAGGAGAAAAGAUGAUUCUACUUAUAUAUAUAUACAUAUAUAUAUAUAUAUAUAUAUAUAUAUAUAUAUAUAGAGAGAGAGAGAGAGAUAUUUGAAUGAAGCUGUACAUUAUUACCUUUAAUGCUGUUUCUCCAGUCUGAGAGUGAUGCUUGCUGUGUGUGGGGGAUAAGUGUUGUUUGUGAAUUGUGAAGAAGAAGAAUGAUGACGACGAUAAUCUACUUACAAAAGUCAGUAUAACUUUUAAGACCUAAGAAUUAAAAAAAAAUAACAACAAAAAAACAGUGCAAAACAACAACACGCAACUUUGUAUAUGGAGAGUAAGAGUUGCCGCUUUGUGUGAGAAAAGUCGAUCCAGACCAGUAGGUUGCUGCUUUUGUACGUUCUGUUGUGGUUUUGUGACAAUAAAGGUGACCCUCUUAUA
Molecule: messenger RNA, 9750 nt
Organism: Solea solea (common sole)
Lineage: Eukaryota; Metazoa; Chordata; Actinopteri; Pleuronectiformes; Soleidae
Product: SRC kinase signaling inhibitor 1-like
Exons: 20
Coding region: 415-4167 (1250 amino acids)
Biological process (GO): regulation of dendritic spine morphogenesis
Cellular component (GO): cytoplasm; postsynaptic density; actin cytoskeleton
Source: RefSeq, a predicted model, not a curated record